Closterium sp. Naga37s-1 is the source of this 915-nucleotide messenger RNA. The record is from the annotation of a GenBank genome assembly. Lineage: Eukaryota; Viridiplantae; Streptophyta; Zygnematophyceae; Desmidiales; Closteriaceae.
AUGGGGGUUAAAUCCCAGCUGGCUCCUACUGGGAGCCACCGCAUCGUGCUGACAUCAGCAAAACCGUCAGUAUCUCGGGAAGGCGCAGCCAGUGCAGGCCCCACGUCCACUGUAGGUGCAGGCAGGUCGGGGGAUGAACUUGAGGAAGAGGAGGAGGUAGUGGAGGAGGAAAAGGAGAAGGGAGAAGAGGGAGAGGAGGGAGAAGAGGAGGAGGCUAGCGACGCAGGUGCCUCUGCUCUGCUCUCAUCUGCUUUCCCUUUCAAUGCACGAGAUCUACAGCUUCGCCGCCCCAUCGCGCUGCCUCCUGCAAUGCGUGCGCUGCGUUGCAUGGUGUGCCACGAGGGCUACCGCCUGCGUCCCAACGAGCUAAUUGGAGCCUACACCUUCUCCAGACGCUUCUCCGACCUCUCCACUUGGAGCCUGACAUCCACGACAAGCAGGGUGGCCGUGAACUGGUCUAUCUCAACGGUCUCUCAUUUCAACACCAUCCACUUCUCCUGCCACGACCGGGCCAAGCGUGCCGAUUCCGCCCUCAAGCUGCCCAAGCGCGAGUGGGACGGCGCAGCCCUCAGGAACGGAGGAACCCUCUGCAAUGCCCUCUUCCCUCUGCGGGGCCCUCAGGUCUCCCCUGCAGUGUAUGCCCGCGGGCUGGUUUCCUGGUGGGAAAGCGUCCUCUCCCUGAGCCACGUGGACGGUUCUCGCUUCCUCGUGCUCCUCCUUACACGCACUUCCCUCCCCAUCCCUGCGUUCCCACCCCAACAGGUAUCCUCAGCAGUGUACGCCCGUGGGCUGGAUUCCUGUCGCAGGGGGGAUGGGCGGCAGUGUGUGCGAUGCCAUGCUGGCAACUGUGCUGACGUGGCCCCUGCACAGGUGGCAGCGAUCGCGCCACCUGUUCCUGCUGCUGGCAGUGCAUGA